Messenger RNA from Adineta ricciae, 984 nucleotides. The record is from the annotation of a GenBank genome assembly. NCBI's taxonomy places the organism in Eukaryota, Metazoa, Rotifera, Eurotatoria, Adinetida, Adinetidae.
AUGCAUGUGUGGCUCGUAAUAUUCGUAUCUGCGGUGGUUUUACCCGCUCAGAGUUUGAGAACAUUCGGUAUCGGUCUUUCGUCGCAGUGGUUAUAUCCAAACGAGUCUGAAAUUUUCAAUUACACGCUGAGUACGCGUUCAUCAUGGGGAGUCAUGACACAUUUUUGGGUAACGGGAGAUCCAGCGAUUGAUCUAUCGACAUUCUCGUAUUACAUUGACGGUGAAAGCGUCCCAUCGAUUGAGUUUGUCAGUUACAUGGUAGCUGGUGCUGGUUUCAACGAUCAGACGGCGCCAUGGGGUACCACAUGGAUGGGUAAAGGAGCUAAAGGUGGCGCUUGGUACAACAAUUUUCGAGUACCUUUCCAAAAAUCGAUUCGAAUAACCGGUCGUUUGCCCCCGGGUAUCAUCGAUAGAAAAAUGAUAUGGAUAAUCGUACGCGGCACAGAAAACUUAACAACUUCAUUCCAUGGCUUUCAACUUCCGCCGAACGCGCGAUUAACUUUACACAAAAUUGAAAACAAAACAUAUGAACCUUUCGCAUGGGUUCGUCUUGUUGACGUUCCUACCGGUGAAGGUCUUCUUCUUUCGCAUAGUCUAGCAGUAACCAGCGGCAAUUUGGAAUUUCUCGAAGGAUGUUACCAUGCUUAUCCCGAUUACGCGCAAGCAUUUCCUGGUGUUAUCAUAGCGACUGGUACGGAGGAUUAUUUUGAUAGUGCCUUCUAUUUCAAUGGUGGACAGUUUCGCUUUGAAGUGUCGGGCUUUACACAUUUCCGACAGGUAUCAAAUAAUACUCUAGAAUGGUCGGCCUACCGUAUGCAUGACGUCGAUCCGAUCUUUUUUGAUAAUGGCUUUCGAUUUGAAUGGAGAAACGGCGAUGUGGUCGAUGAACGAGGCUUUAAAUGUAUUGUGUAUCAAGAUGGAAAUCCAAUUGGAUCACCUACAACAUCAGUCGUUACAUCCUACGCGUGGGUUUAUACUUGGUAG